GUGACACUGGUGAAACUGAAAGCUACUUGCUUUGAAUCUCUGCCUGUGAAAACUGUUUUUGGGUUUUAACUUAAAAGGUCUCAUUUUGUUGUUCUGUGUUAAGCUUAAUGAAUUGGGUUCUAUGGAGCUUUGUUAUUGUUCUUGGUGGUGGGUUGUUACUUUCAGAGGGGGCUUCUAGUUCUAGGCCUCCUGUUAUUAAAGUUGGUGCUAUAUUUGGUUUAAACACCAUGUACGGUGAAACUGCGAAUAUCGCCUUUAAAGCUGCUGAGGAAGAUGUCAAUUCCGAUCCUAGCUUCCUCGGUGGAUCGAAAUUGCAAAUUUUGCUGAAUGAUGCUAAACGCAGUGGAUUCCUCAGCAUCAUGGGAGCAUUGCAAUUCAUGGAGACUAAUGCAGUGGCUAUAAUUGGUCCACAGACAUCAAUAAUGGCUCAUGUGUUGUCUCAUCUUGCCAAUGAGCUUACUGUUCCGAUGUUGUCAUUUACAGCUCUUGAUCCUACCCUGUCUCCACUCCAAUUCCCAUUCUUUGUCCAAACAGCACCUAGUGAUCUGUUUCUGAUGCGUGCCAUUGCAGAGAUGAUCACAUACUAUGGUUGGUCAGAUGUUGUGGCGUUAUAUAAUGAUGAUGAUAACAGCAGAAAUGGCGUUACAGCGUUAGGCGAUGAGCUUGAAGAGAGGCGUUGCAGGAUUUCUUACAAGGCUGUACUUCCGUUGGAUGUUGUGAUUACUAGUCCAGUUGAGAUUAUUGAAGAGUUGACUAAGAUCCGGGGAAUGGAGUCUCGGGUAAUCGUUGUGAAUACUUUCCCAAAUACAGGCAAGAUGAUCUUUAAGGAAGCAGAGAGAUUAGGGAUGAUGGAGAAAGGCUAUGUUUGGAUAGCUACAACUUGGUUGUCUUCUCUGCUAGAUUCAAAUUUGCCUUUGGAUACCAAAUUACUCAAUGGAGUUCUAACACUGCGUCUUCACACGCCAGAAUCGAGAAAGAAGAGGGACUUUGCAGCACGGUGGAAGAACAAGUUGAGUAACAAUAAGACUAUUGGGUUGAAUGUUUAUGGUCUGUAUGCUUAUGAUACUGUCUGGAUCAUUGCUCGAGCCAUUAAGACACUUCUGGAAGCUGGAGGUAAUCUUUCCUUCUCCAAUGAUGCAAAGUUAGGCAGCUUGAAAGGUGAGGCAUUGAAUCUAAGUGCAUUAAGCAGAUUUGAUCAAGGAUCACAACUUCUUGAUUAUAUUGUGCAUACAAAGAUGUCCGGUCUAACUGGUCCUGUUCAAUUUCAUCCAGACAGAUCAAUGCUACAUCCUUCAUAUGAUAUUAUCAAUUUGGUUGAUGACAGGGUUCACCAAAUAGGUUACUGGUCUAACUAUUCUGGUCUUUCUAUUGUACCGCCUGAAUCAUUUUACAGCAAACCUCCUAAUCAUUCUAGCUCAAACCAACAUCUGAACUCUGUAACUUGGCCUGGUGGGACUUCAAUUACACCUCGCGGAUGGGUUUUUCGUAACAAUGGAAGGCGGUUGAGAAUCGGUGUUCCUGAUAGAGCAAGCUUCAAGGACUUUGUCUCAAGGGUCAAUGGAAGUAGCAACAAAGUACACGGAUAUUGCAUUGAUGUAUUUGAAGCUGCGGUGAAACUGCUUUCUUAUCCGGUUCCUCACGAGUUCAUCUUUUUCGGAGAUGGUCUAACGAAUCCAAACUACAAUGAGCUGGUCAACAAGGUCACUACUGGGGUUGACUUUGAUGCUGUUGUAGGCGACAUAGCCAUUGUCACCAAGCGGACCAAGAUUGUGGAUUUCACCCAGCCAUACAUUGAGUCAGGCCUUGUCGUUGUUGCUCCUGUCACAAGACUUAACGAAAAUCCUUGGGCCUUUUUACGCCCGUUUACUCUUCCUAUGUGGGGAGUAACAGCAUCUUUUUUCGUUAUUGUUGGAGCUGCAAUAUGGAUUCUUGAACACCGUAUAAAUGAUGAGUUUCGUGGUCCGCCAAGAAGACAAAUCAUUACCAUUCUCUGGUUCACCUUUUCGACGAUGUUUUUCUCCCACAGAGAGACUACAGUGAGCACGCUUGGUCGUAUGGUACUUCUGAUAUGGCUUUUUGUGGUUCUGAUAAUUACAUCUAGCUACACAGCGAGUCUCACAUCGAUACUUACAGUGCAACAGCUUAAUUCACCUAUAAAAGGAGUAGAUACACUCAUCAGUAGCACUGGUCGUAUUGGCUUCCAGGUUGGUUCUUUUGCUGAAAACUACAUGACUGAUGAGCUUAACAUUGCCAGAUCCAGACUUGUGCCUCUCGCCUCUCCUGAGGAAUAUGCUAAUGCACUUCAAAAUGGCACUGUUGCUGCAAUUGUUGAUGAACGUCCUUAUAUUGAUCUCUUCCUUUCAGAUUACUGUAAGUUUGCCAUCAGAGGCCAAGAAUUCACCAGAUGCGGUUGGGGAUUUGCAUUCCCAAGAGACUCUCCUCUAGCAGUUGACAUGUCAACCGCGAUUCUUGGGCUAUCCGAAACUGGCGAACUUCAGAAGAUCCACGACAAAUGGCUUUCGAAAUCUAACUGCAGCAGCCCGCACGGGUCUCAGUCAGGUGACUCAGAACAGCUCAACGUGCAUAGCUUCUGGGGCAUGUUCCUUGUGGUUGGGAUAGCCUGUCUCGUCGCUCUCUUUAUCCACUUCUUCAAAAUAGUCCGCGACUUCUGCAAACACACACCAGAAGUAGAAGAAGAAGAAGUAGCUAUACCUUCACCAAAAGCUUCACGUUUAACAAAGCUACAGACUUUUCUAGCAUUUGUUGAUGAAAAGGAAGAAGAAACAAAGCGAAGAGCUUCCGUACAAACCCUCGUCGCCGUUGAGCCGGAGCCAGUUUUUGUCUCCGUCAAGACUUUUGCGCCAGCCACCGUUGCUAAUUUGGGACCAGGGUUUGAUUUCUUAGGAUGUGCCGUCGAUGGUCUCGGUGACCAUGUGACUCUCCGUGUAGAUCCCUCUGUUCGUGCCGGUGAGGUCUCAAUCUCGGAGAUCACCGGAACUACAACAAAACUCAGCACAAAUCCUCUCCGGAACUGCGCCGGAAUCGCCGCCAUUGCUACGAUGAAGAUGUUAGGGAUUAGAUCGGUUGGUUUGUCUUUAGAUUUGCACAAAGGCUUACCUUUAGGUAGCGGUUUAGGUUCUAGUGCAGCUAGCGCCGCCGCAGCUGCUGUGGCGGUUAAUGAGAUCUUUGGCCGGAAAUUAGGGAGUGAUCAAUUGGUUUUAGCCGGUUUAGAAUCGGAAGCUAAGGUUUCCGGUUAUCACGCUGAUAAUAUCGCACCAGCGAUCAUGGGUGGAUUCGUUUUGAUUCGAAACUACGAACCGCUUGAUUUGAAACCAUUGAGGUUCCCAUCGGAUAAAGAUCUCUUCUUUGUUCUAGUGAGUCCUGAGUUUGAAGCUCCAACUAAGAAAAUGAGAGCUGCAUUGCCUACAGAGAUUCCAAUGGUUCACCAUGUUUGGAACAGUAGUCAAGCGGCUGCUUUAGUCGCUGCGGUGUUAGAAGGAGACGCGGUGAUGCUUGGGAAGGCAUUGUCGUCGGAUAAGAUUGUGGAGCCGACUAGAGCGCCUUUGAUUCCUGGAAUGGAAGCUGUGAAGAAGGCAGCUUUAGAAGCUGGAGCGUUUGGAUGUACGAUUAGCGGAGCUGGACCAACAGCGGUUGCGGUGAUUGAUUCAGAGGAGAAGGGUCAAGUGAUCGGAGAGAAGAUGGUGGAAGCGUUUUGGAAAGUUGGACAUUUGAAAUCUGUUGCUUCUGUGAAGAAGCUUGAUAAAGUUGGUGCUAGGCUUGUCAACAGCAUCUCCAGGUGAUCUUCUUAUGAUGUUUUGAUUAUGCUGAGAGAUUGGAACAAAUCUUCCUCUGUACUGUAAUUUCUAGAUGAUAAUAAAGAUGUUUGUUUCUA
Arabidopsis arenosa is the source of this 3892-nucleotide messenger RNA. Lineage: Eukaryota; Viridiplantae; Streptophyta; Magnoliopsida; Brassicales; Brassicaceae. The record is from the annotation of a GenBank genome assembly.